AAAUGAGCUCAAUAAAUGACUCACGACCACGAUCCUCCCACAUCAGCACUCGGGAUAAGAUGGCGGCUGAGGGAGAGUACGAGUCGAUCCUGUGCGUUAAACCAGAUGUCAACGUUUACCGCAUCCCGCCUCGUGCUUCGAACCGCGCGUACAGGGCUGCUGACUGGAAGCUAGACGCUCCGGACUGGUCCGGUCGAAUGAGAAUAACGGCCAGAGGAACAGUAGCAUACAUCAAACUAGAAGACAAAGUCUCAGGGGAACUGUUUGCACAGGCACCUGUGAAGGAGUACCCCGGCGUCGCUGUGGAAACCGUCAGUGAUUCCAGCCGAUAUUUUGUUCUGAGGAUACAGGAUGACAGCGGCCGCAGUGCUUUCAUAGGAGUUGGCUUUGUGGACCGAGGAGACGCUUUUGAUUUCAACGUCGCUCUGCAGGAUCAUUUCAAGUGGGUGAAACAGGAGAGUGAAAUCAGUAAAAGCAACCUGCUCGGGGAUUCAGGACCAAAACUGGAUUUGGGUUUUAAGGAGGGACAGACAAUCACACUGAAUAUAGGACAGGGUAAAAAGAGGGAUAAGCCCCGUCCACAGGGCUCAGCGGGGGUUGGACUCCUGCCACCACCACCUGGAGGGAAGAUAGCGCCUCCUCCUUCGUCUGGCUCAUCUAACCACAACACCGUUCCCCAGACAGCUGGCACCGCAACAGGCUGCCUCUUGGAGUUGGACAGCAGUAAUUCCAACACAGUGGUUCAGUCCAAUCAGAGCUCAGAUCUACUCUGGGGAGACUUUUCAGCUCCAGCAAGUUCUGUUUCUCCUCCAUCAACGACUCAAAGCUCCACAAACUGGAUCCAGUUUUGAGCCGUCGCUUCUCACAUCAGAUGUGAUGUUUCAUCUUGCUGCAUUCGUGUCCAUGGCUUCCUGUGAACCUCACUGAGAGUAUUUCCCACACCAUCACCCUCCUCAGAGCAGAGAUUACACACCCCAUUGUUCUGUCAAAGCGUGUAUUCCCUCUCAAAUCCUGCUGACAGCAAAUGAAGCAUUAAUGACUUAAAGCCAUGAAAUUAUAUGAGCCAUCUGCAACAGUAUAUAAGGGCUAUGUGGCAGGUGUUACUCCUUCAUGUGUUUACAUCAGUUCGCCUGUAGGGGUCCCUCUGAGCAGAGCUUUCUUUUUUGGACCGAGAUGGAUUUACAUUUUGUCUGUGUGACAGCGCCCUCUGCUGGCACCAAAGAGUACUAAAUGUCAACAAAUACAGUUUCUUAUCGCCCUUUUAAAAGUGCUGAAAAUAUGCAAAAAGCAAAAUGGAGCUACAGAAAAAUACUAAUUUAAGAUAAAUUGUAUGAAUAUGUAUAUAUUCAGUUAGGACUAGCUCUUAUUUAUUUUUUGAAAAACAAAAUGUAAGACUUUUUUUUCAUUUUAUAACAGCAAAAAGCAAUUGAGAAAAGAAAAGCUACACAUAACUGUGUGUAGCUUUGCCCUUUCAGCUGAAAUUAUUUCACUGGUUCUAAACCACUUUAAUAUAAAUGUAAAUGCGAUCACAUGACCAUUAAAAAAUGUGUAUUUGAAAACCUGUGUGAAAAUCAAAAUAUGUAUUUUUAAAUCACUGGCUUUAAAAAGUUGCUGGUGUUUUAGUUUUACAGAGGAAUUAAAAUUAUGGUUUAGCAUGCAGAAUUUAUAGAUGUCACUUAAAGGUGAUGGUGAUAUUAUUGAGGAGGUUUCCUCAUAGACAUACAGAUACAUCUGUGCUUAUAUGGGAUUAUUAGGUCCACAUUUUUAUGGUUAUAUAGUGUAAGAUUAUAUGCCAAUGUCUUACAGCAUGUUCUGUCUACAGCAAAAACAAAAGUGGUUGGAAAUCCUUCUUUCCAUGAUAUAUAUACUGUAUAUAUAUAUCUAAAUUACAUAAUCUCAUGUAAUCUGGUGAAGAUAUUGGAUCAGAGAAAAAAUAUUUCUCCUUCAGGAUAUCAUAGAGAGGCUCUUCUGUGGUGGCUAUUGUCAAGUAAUUGCUCUGCUUUUGGCAUUUAAUGCUUUUGGCAUCAUCACUGUCACUAAAUCGUGAAAUUUAAAGGAAGCAGUGCUGCUACACCUUUUAAACAUCCCUUCUGAUUUGAUUAAUGUAAGUUUAAAGAAAAAGUGGACUGGAAGUAAAACGUUUGGUUCAGAUACAAACGGGGCUUUUUGUCUUGGCGGACUGAUGUUGUGCUGCACAAUAAAACAAAUAAUUGCUCCACAAUUGGACGUGUAAACAGUUUUAAUGCCCUCUGAUAUGUGGAAAGUUAUCAUAAAAAAGAUUUUAAAAGUGAAAUACCUUGAAGGCUGGACUGCAAAUAUGUGAAUUAGUUGCAGAAGACGAUUUUAUUUUAGGUGAAGUUGUUUCCUAUGAGCUUGGACGUGCAUAAAAACUGGAAUGAGCUGGUGUGGCCUGGAAAAAUAAACAUUUUCCAGGCAGGAUUCUAAAAACUCACCAGAUGUGUCAACAUGUCCUAGAAUGAACUGAGCUGUUUGCUGCAGGAGAUGUGAGAGGAGCAGCCUGAGCACUGGAGGAAAAACAAAAUGAUUGUGUUGCUUCAUUCUGAAUGUGUUAAUGGCAGCAGAUGAAAUGUUGAUCUUUUUGCUCUAAAAGUCUUAUUAAUUUAGACAAAGUUUACAUUAAUUUAUUUGAAUUGUAUUAUUGACUGUGAUUUAAAAUUAUCUGCAUAGAUAUUGAAGAUGUGCUGUGAUCAGAUCACAUAUUCUGUAAUUGACUGGCAUUGAGAUAUAGGACUGACUCGUUUAUGUUGUCAUGUGUUAUGUUUACGUUACUCAUGUUGCCAGAUCAAAUAUCAUGUCCUUCAUUUAUUGCUUCUUCCAUUCUGGAUGUAAAUUCACUGGACUAGCUCUUGAUUUAUGACUAGUUUAAUGACAGAGAGGCAAUAAAACCUUUCAAAGGAUGGAUGAAGUUUGUACUUUUCUUUAACCUUUUUGUACCCUGUCUGUCAGGAUCUGUGUUUUUCUGUGUUUAUUUCGAGUUUUCUGUCUCCGUGUUGUCCUGUCUCCCCUUGAUUAGUUCCCAGGUGUUUCUCGUUCCCAGAUUACCUCCUGUGUAUUUAGUGUCACCUGUGUGUCUGUGUCUUUGUCAGGUCCUUGUCUCGUUUGGCGUCUUGUCUGAUGUUGUGUCGGUCCAUUCGUUUCUCCUUGUCGCUACCUGUGAAGAGCCCUGGUUUCCGCUCUGCAGUGCUGCCUUGGUUGUUGGACUACAUUUCUGGAUCAGUUCUGUCAUUAAAUAUUCUUUAUUUCACUUA
Messenger RNA from Xiphophorus couchianus (Monterrey platyfish), 3269 nucleotides. It is a transcript of the gene necap1, whose product is annotated as NECAP endocytosis associated 1. The record is from RefSeq and is a predicted model, not a curated record. The transcript is spliced from 8 exons. Gene Ontology annotation, biological process: endocytosis. Lineage: Eukaryota; Metazoa; Chordata; Actinopteri; Cyprinodontiformes; Poeciliidae. Gene Ontology annotation, cellular component: clathrin vesicle coat; membrane. The coding region runs from base 3 to 851 and encodes 282 amino acids.